Acanthisitta chloris (rifleman) is the source of this 1709-nucleotide messenger RNA. It is a transcript of the gene MFAP3L, whose product is annotated as microfibrillar-associated protein 3-like. The transcript is spliced from 2 exons. NCBI's taxonomy places the organism in Eukaryota, Metazoa, Chordata, Aves, Passeriformes, Acanthisittidae. The record is from RefSeq and is a predicted model, not a curated record. Bases 118 to 1263 code for a protein of 381 amino acids.
AAACAUAAAAUCUCACAGAUCAAAGUAGAACUCUCCUGUGACCUGUUCAUCUCAAGGACCUGCAUUCAACAGAACCUAUCCCAGUUGCCAGCCAGUCGUGUAUACCACUGGAGGAAAAUGGACACACUGAACAGCCACCACUUUUUGUACUUUCUGCCUACCACACGCCUUGUCAUCAUAUUAGCAGCUUUGACAACUGCUGAGGAUGUGACUAACAGCACUUUGAACCGCACUGACACGAGCACGGGAUCUGUGCCUGAGGUGAUCUUUCGCAUUGACCAUGUUAUAGUCAAGGAGGGUGGUAGUGCCUUGAUCGACUGCAAUGUCCAAGGUAGUCCUAGCCCACGUUACAGAUGGUACAAUUCCAAUGGACACCUGCUCCAGGAGGAGGAGAAUAAAGGAAAAUGGUGGUUUCUUGACAAUGGGCUACUAAACAUUACCAGCGUGUCUUUUGAAGACAGAGGUAAAUACACGUGUGUCGCAUCUAAUAUGUAUGGCAGUGUUAACAACACUGUGACGCUGAGGGUUGUUUUUACCUCCGGAGAUAUGGGAGUCUAUUACAUGAUUGUCUGCCUUGUAGCUUUUACCAUUGUUAUGAUACUGAACAUUACUCGGUUAUGCAUGAUGAGCAGUCAUUUGAAGAAAACUGAGCAAGCAAUCAAUGAAUUCUUCAGAACAGAAGGGGCAGAGAAGCUUCAGAAAGCCUUUGAGAUUGCAAAGCGUAUCCCAAUUAUCACAUCAGCCAAAACGCUUGAGCUUGCCAAAGUAACCCAGUUCAAGACCAUGGAAUUUGCUCGUUAUAUUGAAGAGCUUGCUCGGAGCGUACCUUUGCCACCUCUCAUCAUGAACUGCAGGACUAUAAUGGAAGAAAUUAUGGAGGUUGUCGGUCUGGAGGAGCAAGGACAGAAUUUUGUACGGCAGACAGCAGAAGGCCAGGAAACCACUGAAACAGAUGAGCUAUAUAUGAUCCCAAAUGCUUUGACGCGCAGUGACUCUCCCACAGCUGACUCGGACGCAUCGUCACUGCAUGAGCCACCUCAAAAGAUUGCAAUAAAAGUGUCAGUUCACCCGCUGUCCAAAAAGGACUGCAUGGAUGGCCAGUCACAGGAAAGCAUGCAGCUGGACGUCAAGGAAGAAGACACUCCUCAAACACCAGCACUUCCCGCAGAGCCCCCUCCUGAGCCUUCUGCUGAAUUCAGUUCUGAUGACACAGCAUUGGCAAAUGACAAAAAUACAUGUGUUAUAUAUGAAAGCCAUGUAUGAUAGUUACUCCUGAAUCUAUGCAUAGCAGGAAAAUCAGGUGGAGCUCUUUUAAAAAUACAUAUUGUACUUGCCGCUAAGCCUUACCUGGAGACUAUCAUAGCAGAAGCAUGUAAGUGGAUUAUUUGGCACUUUCUUCUCAGUUUGACUUUAGUUUACCAUGAUGUAUGGCAGAGUGAUUGCUAUUACAUUAAUAUUAAUUGCUCUUUUUGAUUAGGAGUAUUUCCAAGAAACAUUUACCUCAGCAUUUUCUAGGAUGGAGACACCUGUAGUGGCCUCCUGGAAGUCACUGGUAGUCUUUGAUGUAGGACACUUAAACUUACUAAACGUUAAGCUGGUUUCCAUUUUCCUCCUUCACUCUCAUUAUUUCCAUGUCUUGUAUUUUUGCAAAUAUUAACUUGUGAAUUUGAAAUAUUGCCCAAGAGGCAGCACUCCAGUAGCCAAAUAAA